Telopea speciosissima is the source of this 1365-nucleotide messenger RNA. Its product is annotated as methyltransferase N6AMT1-like. Bases 163 to 1020 code for a protein of 285 amino acids. The transcript is spliced from 3 exons. Lineage: Eukaryota; Viridiplantae; Streptophyta; Magnoliopsida; Proteales; Proteaceae. The record is from RefSeq and is a predicted model, not a curated record. Gene Ontology annotation, biological process: methylation. Gene Ontology annotation, molecular function: protein methyltransferase activity; nucleic acid binding; S-adenosylmethionine-dependent methyltransferase activity. Gene Ontology annotation, cellular component: eRF1 methyltransferase complex.
AGCAUUGCUGCAUUUGUGCAUCUUCAUUGAAGGAAUUCACGUUAUUCCACCCUACUGAUGUGUGUUGAAUUCUUCCUUAUGCAUCCAUUUUCCAUUGUUUGAUUCUGCUGAUUUAUUCCUCCCAAAAUUUGGUUCAGGUUCUACUUUCGUGGGGGAACUGACAUGGAACCCCAGAUAGAAGCUGAUGCUCUAAAACCAUCCCUGCCCUCCUUUAGAACAAAAGAGGACCAAUGGAAGAGUAAAUCAGUCCCAUACAAAAUGUCUGCCAGAAGUGCCCAGAUCCGACUUGUGAGCUCCCAUCCUGAGGUUUAUGAACCCUGUGAUGAUUCGUUUGCAUUGGUUGAUGCACUACUAGCUGACAGAACAAACCUGUUAGAGCAUAGGCCAAUGUUGUGUAUGGAAUUAGGUUGCGGUAGUGGUUAUGUGAUCACAUCACUAGCUAUCAUGCUUGGGCAGGAGGGUGCUGGUGUCAGUUACUUUGCAACUGAUAUGAACCCACAUGCAGUGAAAGUGACUAGUGAAACAUUGGAGGCACACGAGGUCCAUGCAGAUGUUGUAUUGACCGAUAUUGUAUCUGGGUUGGAGAGACGAUUGGGAAGUAUGGUGGACGUGAUGGUUGUGAACCCACCUUAUGUUCCAACACCAGAAGACGAAGUGGGUCGUAAUGGGAUUGCUUCUGCUUGGGCAGGUGGUGAGAAUGGGAGGAGUGUCAUUGACAGAAUCCUUCCCAUUGUGGACGCACUUUUGUCGAAAAAGGGCUGGUUGUACAUGGUCACACUAGCUGCUAAUAACCCCUCUCAAAUAUGCCAUAUAAUGAGAGAGAAAGGCUAUGCUUCCCGAAUUGUUGUUCAGAGAUCAACUGAGGAAGAGACCCUUCAUGUUAUGAAAUUCUGGCGGGAUUCUGAAAUUCAAGCAGGAACAAAGGAGCAACUAACAGAUAAUAAAACAACUCCUGCAGUGAUAAUGGAAUCUCUGCUGUCACAGUUUCCUUGCUUGGCUUUUUGGAGAAGUGGCAGCUGAGUGCAAAGGAAACGGGGUUGAGCAUCUUCACUUUGCUUCCUUCUAGGAUUGGCUUAUCUUCUGGUGGCCAGGUUGAGAUCCAUCCUCUGUUGGUGCAUAUGGUGUUCUCAUAAUGAAUUGGUUCUUGAUGGAGGUAGCCUCAAGGAUGUCCCAGAUCACCACUGUAUUCUGAAGAAGCUUCAUCAAUCUGUCUGGAUUUUCUGGUGGUGGUCAACCUCAGCAGAGUCCAUGAUUGUGGAAAGCAAUUUGAAGGACCUUAUCUGCUUUUUGAGAAGAAAAUCAUAUUGUGGUGGAACUGCUCAGUUUGCAUGGGCAAUUAUGCUUUGCUAUGUGAGUUCACACUUA